This is a messenger RNA of Suillus bovinus, 864 nucleotides long. Its product is annotated as ribonuclease III domain-containing protein. NCBI's taxonomy places the organism in Eukaryota, Fungi, Basidiomycota, Agaricomycetes, Boletales, Suillaceae. The record is from RefSeq and is a predicted model, not a curated record. Gene Ontology annotation, biological process: siRNA processing. The transcript has 4 exons. The coding region runs from base 1 to 864 and encodes 287 amino acids. Gene Ontology annotation, cellular component: RISC complex; cytoplasm; nucleus. Gene Ontology annotation, molecular function: ribonuclease III activity; RNA binding.
AUGUUUACGAGAUUGUAUAAGGAAUUCCUGUGUGAUGCUGUCAUUGACCUCGUCGUCAUGAAGUAUUUGUUCAACAAGUUCCCUGAAGCCACCUCAGGUCAACUAUCAGCUGCUCGCUCGCUCGCUGUAUGCGGGCCAACCUUAGCCUCUGUCGCUGUGAGACGGCUCGGGAUUCACAAGCAUCUGCUUGUCAACAAUGCUGAACUAAGCACUGCGAUCACAACACACGUUCCUUUGCUUACGUCUCUCUCCCCUGAAGAUACUAUCAGCAAGGGAUGGAAAUAUGAUCCGCCGAAAGCACUGAGUAACGUGCUGGAAAGUAUUGUUGGAGCAGUCUUAGUUGACACCCGUUUCGACUUUGAGAAAACAGCGGUCAUAGUCGAAGCGGUCAUCAGCGAUGUGUUGGAAGUCCUCACGACAGAUCUUCCUCGCGACCCUGUGUCUGAGUUGAUGGUCUGGGCAGCUGCAGCGGGAUGCAGGCGGAUAUCUUUCCAGAAGACACAGAGCAAUCCCGAGCUCCGGCGAAAUGAUAGCGUUUCUGUGGUCGUGCAUGACGUAGUUGUUGUCGGCCACGCACCAACCUGUCUUUGUCGAAAGGUCUUGCAGCGGAACGUGCACGCACUGUCUUGGCUGACCCAACAUUUGACAAGUCUCUUGAAAAGUUGUGCAAUUGCAUGCGGGACCUGGCCGCUGCCUCUCCCAGAAGUAGCAGAGGCUAUCGUCGCUGACGAUACCAAGGCUCCCUUGAAGCUCACUGAUGAGACCGAAAAGGGCUUUGCUGCCAUCGGACGUUGCAGGACUCGGACAUUGAAAGAAAGAUUUGCAAACGAAAAGGGAGCUAUCGUCACCGUAGGGCACUCGUAA